AUGAGGGCCAUUAGGGAGGCUAGAAAAAUGGCAAAGGAGUUGGGUGUUUCUGGCUCUAGAGGAGUUGUUGGUGGAAAAGUAUGUGAUGAUGAGUCAAAUUGUAGGAAGAGGAAGUCUAAGAAAUGCGAGUGCUAUGCAAUGCUUUAUGGGAGUUUAAAUCGUGAAAAGGAAAGGGUGGUGAGGAAAGUAGUUCUGAAACAUUUACGCCUCUUCCUACAUGCUCAACACGUUGAUGAAGAAGGAUGGUUGAAAGAUGUGUUUUGGGUUGGUGGUCGUAGCCGUGUUGCUUAUGAAGAGCUCGGAUAUAUGGUGUGCUUUGAUGCCACAUACCUAACAAAUGAACAUGAGCCCCCCUUUGUGAAUUUCGUUUGUGUUAACCACCACGGGCAAUCUUUAUUAUUGGGAUGUGCACUGGUUUCACAUGAAGAUUAUGAUACGUUCAAGUGGAUUUUUAAAAAGUGGUUGUCCAGUAUGAAUAAUCAAGCACCGGUUGCCAUACUUACUGACCAAGCAGCUGCAAUUGUAAAAGGUAAGUGUGGAUUUGUGAAUCGCAACGCAAAGAUUUUUGAAUUUCCUCUUAAGUACUCCAAGGCGCUGGAAAAAUGGACACGUGAUGAGUCUAAUGAAGAUGCUAAUUUCUCUAAGUAUUUGAGGAGGCUGGUCAGUGGUUUUGAGGUUGAGAAACUCUUUCAAAAGUUGUACACCGACACUAAGUUCCAAGAAAUUCAAACUGAAUGUGCUCGAAUGAUGUAUUGUUUUUGUUUGGAAGAGAGAUUCAUUGAGGAUACUAUUAUUCUCUACAUUGAAGAGGAUCGAGUGUGGGUAGUUCCUGAAGGACUGAGUGAGGAGAAUCUUAUAGAUCGUCGGAGGUUCUACUUCGCAACAUUCAACACUGUAACCAAGGAUGUUCUUUGUGAUUGUCGCAAGUUUCAAACUGAUGGUAUUAUGUGUAAGCACAUGAUACAAAUACUCGACCAGAACCAUGUUCUCGACAUUAUGGAGAAGUACAUUGUUAAUCGGUGGCGUAAAGACAUCAUACGGAAACACACCUGUGUUAAGGUUGAGUACCAUGACCCUUCAUAA
This is a messenger RNA of Chenopodium quinoa (quinoa), 1083 nucleotides long. Its product is annotated as protein FAR1-RELATED SEQUENCE 8-like. Gene Ontology annotation, biological process: regulation of DNA-templated transcription. NCBI's taxonomy places the organism in Eukaryota, Viridiplantae, Streptophyta, Magnoliopsida, Caryophyllales, Amaranthaceae. The record is from RefSeq and is a predicted model, not a curated record. The transcript has 3 exons. The coding region runs from base 1 to 1083 and encodes 360 amino acids. Gene Ontology annotation, molecular function: zinc ion binding.